This is a messenger RNA of Cryptomeria japonica (Japanese cedar), 4103 nucleotides long. RefSeq lists its product as uncharacterized. The record is from RefSeq and is a predicted model, not a curated record. The transcript has a single exon. Gene Ontology annotation, biological process: transmembrane transport. NCBI's taxonomy places the organism in Eukaryota, Viridiplantae, Streptophyta, Pinopsida, Cupressales, Cupressaceae. The coding region runs from base 1062 to 2081 and encodes 339 amino acids.
AAAAAUGUGUGUACAUGCCCACAAAAUUUGCGUUCGUUACUGGCAGCCGGCGGUGCAGGAACGCCAUGUGGGAAACUGUGGUAUUGGGGAGACUGUCACCAUUCUGACGUUGCCAUCUCAUCACUUAUCUCUUCACCACUAUAACCGAUGCGAUGUAAAUAUAAAUAUUGUUCGGUCCCCAUCAGGUUAGGAGAAUGGAUUUUGGUGUGGAAAUGGGCACCCAAGGAUAUGACACAGAAAAAGACUUUAUUUUGUUUUAGGGGGAGAUUCAGAGGGUUACCCACCUCGUAGGCCCUGGAGGUGUGGCCUACACAGAAAUUUUUGCAAACAAUUUCUGGAUAAGACAUCUUCGUAGUAUUUUGGGUUAGAUGGGAUUCUUUGGGUACUGAAUAACAAACAAGUUGAUUUUCACUGGCGGGAUUUAAACUUUGGUGUUGGGUAUAUGUAUGUAGAAAUUUUGUCGGAUUUGGAGGCCAGGAACGAGGCUGGAGCACUGAUAUGGUUCUGAAGAAUAAUUGGAAAACCUGAUACGGGUUUUAAGUACAAUUGGAAGAGGAAAUUUUGAUUUGGGUUUCAAGCAAAAGAAUUGAAGAUGCGGAACACUGAUUUGGAUUUAAAGCUAAAGAAUUGAGGAAAUUUUAUGUGGGUUUCAAGUAAAUGUAUUUAAUAGGCUUUAGGGUCUAAAUGCCAUUGUUGUCGCUUAUCAGUGAUUUAUUGGUGAGAGUUUCGGGCACGGAGAAACGUGUCACCGAUCUGUUUGAGCGUUUGUGAAUUAGCUUUUUAUGUCAUAUUUGUUUGAAUCUUUAAAAGAAUUCAGGGAUCAGCGAAACAGCGCCUUGUUUUCUGAAUUCAGUGGAUUUUCUUUCUUUGUUGGGUGUCGAGGUGGAAUGUAUUUCAAAACCCUGGAAUACUUUGUUUCAAGAAUGCUGAACAUCCGCUAGUUUAUGUCAGAGCUUUUCUUCGAUUUGAUGGCAUUUACUUCUCCAUGAAUGAGUAGUAGAUACAGUUAAUGUAAAUAUGUAUUUGUAGGUCACUAACAGUGAUUCAAGGUGACAAAGAAAAUGAGUUUGAGCGCUUCAGAGGAAUCAGGACCGGAUGUAAGAUUGCCUGAAGAUAUUGAUUGGCAAAUGCUUGACAAAUCCAAGUUCUUCUUCCUGGGAGCAGCUCUUUUUUCAGGUGUGUCUGUCACUCUAUACCCUGUGGUUGUUCUUAAAACUAGGCAGCAGGUUACAAAAACCCAAUGCACUUCUAUUAGUCUCGGAUUGAACAUACUCAAGCAUGAGGGAUUCUGUGGUCUGUACCGCGGCUUGGGCACAUCAUUGAUGGGUACCAUUCCUGCAAGGGCCCUUUACAUGAGUGCCCUAGAAAUCACGAAGAGCACUGUGGGAACAACUAGUAUGAAAUUAGGGUUUUCUGAGCCCACAUCAGCUGCUGUUGCCAAUGCUGCUGCUGGGCUCAGUGCAUCUGUGGCAGCUCAAUUGGUUUGGACCCCUGUGGAUGUCAUCAGCCAGAGGCUAAUGGUACAGGGUACCCGUGGCUUUUCUCCGGCUUCUACAAGCUAUGCGAAUGGCAUAGAUGCUUUUAGGAUCGUUUUUAGGACAGAGGGCUUGAGGGGUCUGUACAGAGGCUUUGGAAUGUCAAUUCUCACUUAUGCUCCUUCCAAUGCACUCUGGUGGGCUUCCUAUUGCGUUGUACAGAGAAUGGUGUGGGGCAACCUUGGUUAUUGCAGCCGGAAGGAUGGGCGGAUCAAGGAAUGCAUUGACCCAAGCCCGGGCUCAAAAUUGGUGGUUGCAGUUCAAGGAUUGAGUGCUGCAUUGGCCGGAGGUGUUGCAGCCCUUGUAACAACGCCGCUCGAUACCAUUAAAACUAGGUUGCAAGUCCUUGAAGGCGAAGAAAAUAGAAGGCCCACCGUAGCCCAAACUGUAAGAAAUCUUAUGAAGGAAGGUGGGUGGACUGCAUGUUAUAGAGGCUUGGGACCUAGAUGGGCUAGCAUGUCCAUGUCAGCAACCACCAUGAUUACAACUUAUGAAUUUCUUAAACGAAUGUCAACAAAGCCGCAAGAAAAUUGUACUCCAAAAUGAUUGUGGAAGGCAUGGUUCCUUGCACAUGACAUACGACACUGCUAGACAAGGGACUGAAUGUCUGCCAGGCAAUUCAAUGCUUAUCGUCUCGGUCCAUAUAUAGUAAACUGCUAUAUACCGAGAGUAGUCUCUUCACAGUCUUGCAAUUGUAGAGACUUUAUAAUGUGCGCGGAAAUCAGAAAAUUUUCUUGGACCUAUAUAUGGUUCUUGGAUAUUCUCUCAUAUGAAUUUGAACCAAGGUUGUAAAUUGCACAAAAAUCUUAAUAUAUUGAACUUUUGUACAGAUACCAUAAAAUAAUCUGGGAAUUCAUUUCAGUGUAUAUAUAUACGGAAGAUAGGAGCUAUUUUACAAAUAAAGGAAAAAGAUUGAUGGGAGUGAAGAAAAUUGGAUAUCUAAUUAAAUCAUCGCUACAAAUGUCAGGUUGGAUAAACUGUUUAUAUUGCCUGUCUAAUUCAAUCAGGAUUGUUGGUUUUCAGCGUGAUAUGCCUUUGAGAACACGGCUUCCUUUUUUGUCGUUCAAGAUAUGGAAGCUGAUAUUCAGACACUUAAUUUCUACAUCACAUCUUUGAGGCCGGACGAUUUGUUGUAUCUUCCGAAUUAUGAGGCAGCUGUCAACUGUACUUAUUCAAGCAAGUUCUGUAAAAUAUAGUUAUAUUGCAAAAUGAAUUACCACGUCAUUCCAUUUCUGUCUUCUAUUAAAGUUUACUGCAUAUCUAGUAAUUAAAUUCAAGCAAGAUGGCAUUGCUGAAUGAGAUACCAUCAGGCAUAAUUUUCAUAUAUGAAGUCAAACUACAAGGUUCAAAAAAAAGUAGGUUGCUUUUUAUAAGUUCUUUCUGAAUCCUCUGUAUUAUUUUCAUAUUUGACCAUAUCUGGUUUAAUUUAUUUUGCUUACUUGUUCACUAAUAUCUGAGUUUCUCCAAAUCCUAUCUUGGUAACCAUUCUGUGAAUAUUAGAAUUUAAGGCAUAUAGGUUCUACUAUGCAUGAUCAAGUUUGAAAACUUUAUAAGCUUUAUCCUCUAAAAGAGCUUUUCAAAAAGGGGAGAAGGUCUCCCGUUGCCUCUCGAAACUGUUUUGGCUUUAAUCUUGAAAAAUUUUCUUGCUUCAUUUGUAAAGUUACUCCAAUCUGUACAAUUUAGUUGUUGCUCAGAAGUCAAAAAAAUUUAUAACCCAAAACAGUGACUUUCUUUUAAGUGAGAAUCGUAUUUUGUUAUCUCUUCAUGUUCUCGCCUUAGUGCUGUGAUUUUCUGAAGGUUGGCCCUUUAGUCCAAAUCUCUGCAAGGCUUCAUAUCGAGCUGUCUUUCAGUCCCCUAUGGCUGAGGUUCAACAAUAAUAAAAUUUUGGAAGAAGAUACGCGAGUUUAUAGUUUUUAAUUUCAUGGUCCAUCUUUUUGAAGCUUGAUGCAGCCAUUUAAACUGGUCUACUUCUGUAGAACAACUGCAACAUUUUAGCGAGUGAAAGAUGCUCAAAAAUAGUAGGUACAUGGAUUGAUGUUUUCUUUUCAUUUUUAAUGAUAUGUGGGCUUUCUGAUGCUAUGGUGGAUUUUUUUAAAUGUCAAUUUAAUUUAAUCUUGAUAAGUUUGCAAGUACUAACCAAAUUCGUUGGUUCACUGCUCAAUUUGUAGGUUUUCAUGUUGCUUACAAGAGAUCCAUUUGAGCUGCGGUCUACCGAUCCCAACGAUGUGGCUUACUGAGUGCAAAUCACUUUGGUCAAAUACCUUUCAGACCUGGUUUCUAAGAUUGAGAAUGCUUAUUCUAUUCAGUGCAAAUGCUUUUGUGAUUUUUUUCUUAUGAUACAGAUCAUCAUCAAAGAAAACAGGACAUGUGGCUUUUGUCUGCUUCUAGAUUUGGUAGGCCUGGAAAUCGCUACCAUUUUCGCCUUUUGAGAUCGCUCUUCCUCCAAAGAGCAAAUUGUACUCGUUUCCUCGAAGCAUAUUCUCAAGUUUGUUUCUGGUUAUAGAAUGUUCCCGUGGACUAAUUAUAAGUUGAUGCUACAAAUAGAUGAAGUAUGGCGCAUUUUCUGAA